This is a messenger RNA of Epinephelus fuscoguttatus (brown-marbled grouper), 2652 nucleotides long. Its product is annotated as solute carrier family 23 member 2. Gene Ontology annotation, molecular function: transmembrane transporter activity. The record is from RefSeq and is a predicted model, not a curated record. Gene Ontology annotation, cellular component: membrane. Lineage: Eukaryota; Metazoa; Chordata; Actinopteri; Perciformes; Serranidae. Gene Ontology annotation, biological process: transmembrane transport. The coding region runs from base 200 to 2032 and encodes 610 amino acids. The transcript is spliced from 12 exons.
GCCGCGGAGGAGAUUACAAAAUAACCAAGCCUCUCUCUCUCUGACCCUUACACUCGGUUUCCUGGGUGACGUGAGGCAGUUGUUCAGGUUGUCCUCUUUGGUCUGCGGUCAGUCAGAGUCUUUGUUCCAGCUGUGUGUGUUUGUUGAUGUGUUAAGAGUCCAGAGGCAACUUUACAGCACUUCACUUCAUUUUAUCAGAAUGCGUCUCACUACAGAGGAGAAAAUCGAGCUGGGACUCAAAGCGCAGGGAUCGAUCAAUCCUGCGUUCGGGGACAAAGAUGGUGAUGAACAGCCUCAGCUGACGGUUGACAUUGAGGAGCCACAUACAGAGGACCUGGAGGCACCUGUGGACAAAAGUGCAGAUCUGGUUUACUCCCUCAAUGACAGGCCGCCGUGGUACCUCUGCAUCCUGCUCGGCUUUCAGCAUUACAUCCUCGCAUUCGGAGGCAUCAUCGCAAUCCCGCUGAUCCUGGCAGAGCCCCUCUGCAUAAAGGACAACAACGUUGCAAAAAGCCAACUCAUCUCCACCAUAUUCUUUGUGUCGGGAAUAAGUACGCUGCUGCAAACGGCUGUCGGUACCAGGCUACCAAUCCUCCAGGGUGGGACUUUCAGUUUCAUCACUCCGACCCUGGCCAUUCUCGCUCUGCCCAAAUGGCAGUGCCCAGCCCAAAAAGCACCCAUGAUGCUGUCAGUGCAGCUGCAGAACAGCACCAGCUCGCUGCAUGUGGAAAAUUCUGAUGAGGUCUGGAUGUCACGGAUGCGUGAGAUCCAGGGAGCCAUCCUGGUGUCAUCACUGCUGCAGAUCGUCCUGGGUUUUUCUGGCCUGGUGGGCCUCGUGCUGAAAUACAUCGGCCCGCUGGCUAUCGCUCCCACCAUCAACCUCAUCGGCCUGUCAUUGUUCAUCGAGGCUGGGAAGAAGUCUGGAGGUCACUGGGGAAUAUCUGCUCUCACAGUCUGUCUGAUCCUCCUCUUCUCUCAGUACCUCAGCAAAGUCAAUGUACCAAUGAUUGCCUACAAGGAUAAGAAGUGGAAGGUUUUCCAGUAUCCCCUCUUCAAGCUCUUCUCCGCUUUGUUCGGGAUGUGCGGCGCCUGGCUGGUCUGCUUCUUACUGACCGUCUUUGAUGUCUUCCCUUCAAAGUCCGAUGAGUACGGCUUCUCAGCCAGGACUGACAUCAGCCUGGACGCUGUGGCAAACUCCCCCUGGUUCCACGUGCCAUACCCAGGUCAGUGGGGUGUCCCCACAGUGAGCGUGUCUUCAGUUCUGGGUAUGAUGGCAGGCGUCUUGGCAUCGACCAUGGAAUCAAUCGGGGACUACUACGCUUGUGCUCGCCUGUCUGGCGCUCCUCCUCCACCGACUCAUGCCAUAAAUCGAGGUAUCGCAGUAGAGGGCAUCGGCUGCAUCCUGGCUGCACUGUGGGGAACUGGAAACGGCACCACCUCUUACAGCCAGAACAUUGCUGCACUGGGCAUCACCAAGGUUGGCAGCCGACUGGUUCUCCAGACGACCGGUAUUCUUAUGAUGGUCCUGGGGAUCUUUGGGAAGUUUGGAGCAGUAUUUAUCACCAUCCCAGACCCGGUCAUUGGGGGCAUGUUCCUCGUUAUGUUUGGAAUGAUUGCAGCAGUGGGGAUAUCCAACCUCCAGUAUGUGGACCUCAACUCGUCCCGUAACCUCCUCAUCCUCGGCUUCUCCACCUUCAGCGGCCUCGUGUUGCCUACGUGGUUUCACUCCAAUCCUGGCAUCAUUGACACAGGAAUUAAAGAGCUGGACCAAGUGAUCGUCGUGCUCUUCACCACGCACAUGUUCAUCGGAGGAUUUUUUGGGUUUAUCCUGGACAACACCAUCCCAGGCACUGACAAAGAGCGGGGAAUCAAAAGCUGGAGGGACAAGGUGCAACAGGGAAACAAAACCAUGUGUGACCUGUCGUGCUAUGACAUCCCUUUCUGCAGCGGUGUUUUGAAACGGUUUAGGUGUUUCCAGUAUCUGCCCUGCCUCCCUUCUUACAAGACCACCCAACAGGGUACAUCCAAUUAAUGAAGUGUUAACUUUAAGGGCAGCACUGAUGCUCGUCUAUUCGUCUUAAAAAGCCAAACACUGGUCGAGGUUCUGGUACAACCCGGCUCCAAAACAGGUGCGACGCUGUGGAAAACAAAAGUAAAAACAGAAUACAUGGAUUUGCAAAUCCUUUUCUAAAUAUAUUCAGUUGAACUCAGUACAAAGAUAUUUUAUAUUUAAACUGAUCAACUUUGUUUUUUGUAAAUCUCAUUCUGAAUUUGAUGCUGCAACAGGUUAUAACAAAGUUGGGACAGGAGUGUGUUCCUGGAAGAGUUAUGAAAUAAGAAAAACUGUUUUCCAGGCCUGGGAAUGGUUUGGAAUUAAUGGAAUGCUUUGGAAAAAGUUUUAAAUAUCCUUUUUUUAUUUAAAAUAAAAAAUAUUUGCUAAUUUGCUUUCAGUAACAUGUACUGUUGUAAUAAUCAUAUAAAUCCACAGUCAUUGAAAAAAAUAACAAAUCCAUUUGUUCAGAAGAAUAAACAAUAAAAUAAUAUAUGUCAUUGUAACAUAAUAAAAAAAUGUUCAUACUAACUUUCUAUUUGAGCGAGUGAUGCACAGAUUUUGAAAUUAUGGGCUGAUACUGAUACCAGUGUAUAAAAUAA